GGCAGGGAUGCAGGUCGAGGAAGGGGUGGAGAUCGAGGCAGUGGGAGAAGCAGAGACGAUGGGAAAAGCAGCGGCAAGGCUCUCCCAAGGUCCCUGGCGAGGACACGAACAAGCCCACAGUCAAGUGACACCAUCAGGCCAGAGAUGAUGAGCACCAUGCCCUUGCAGAAGCUCUUCAUGACUAAUGAGAACCAAGAGCAACUCAAGGAGCUUCUGCGGAAUCUGCAGACACGGGAUUUUGACGAGCCAUAUGAUGAUUCCGCUUCAGAUUAUUCGGAGGGAGAAGAGAAUGAGGAAGAAUUUGACGAGUUGGACCACCGCGACGAAGGCCAGUUUUGGGCCACUACUGAUGAGCCUGUGGAGAGGGCGGAGAGCCCAGCGUAUGAGACGGAGUCCGAUGAGGACCGGCCUACCCCUGAGCCUGUCCUCUCCUUAUUUGCGAUAGGAAAACUUUGCAGGUAUGGGUUUGACAGGGAGCGUGGAAAAAAAGCAUUGGAGUCUGGUGGAGGGGAAUUCGGUGCCACUUUGGAACAGCUCCUCUGCCAGAUUUUCAGUGAGCGCUACGGCCAGAAAGCAGUUUCCCCCGAUGGCCUCGAAGCGGUGCCUAUGGAUGAGUGGCUGAGCCAGAGGCAGGAAGAAGCUCUGGCUCUAGCUGCCAUCUAUGGUGAGCGCUUCAGUGAGCGCAUUGCCAAUACAGUCUGGACAAUAACCCUGGACCUCUUAUUCCUCUCAGACAAUGCUGCUAAGAAUGGUAGGCAAGUCGGGAGUCGAGGUGGAGGAGGAUCCAUUAGCAUCCGAGAUGUCUGCCGGUUCUUCUUGAAAGGGCAAGGCUGCCGGUUUGGGAACAAGUGCAAGUUUAAGCACGAGCUCCCCACUAAAGGGAGAUCUGGGGCUGGUUCCCCAGACCUGGACGGCCCGAGCCAGCCUGGCUUCAGCAGCUACUCUCCUCCUGAGUAUGAACUAGAGGUCCGAUUCCCCAAAGGGAACCGUUACCCAUUCCAGGCACCAGUAGUUGCCUUCAGCACCACUGACGAGUCCUUCGGGGCCGCAGGGAGGCUCAGCGUGACUGAGAGAUUGUUCGGAGAAGCGUUGGCCGCGGCAAAGAGCAACGAGCCUGUUGUUUACACUCUGAUCACUUUAUGCGAGGAUGAAACUACCAUGAAGGACCUGCUGGCUGUCAGUCAUCACAAAUACAGCACGCCACUGCCCGUUGUGGUGCUUCCUCCACCAUCUCUUCCCAUGGCUAAGAGUGUGAGGAUCAACGCUGCUGAAGAAAGCAGAAGUAAUGGUACCAAUAAUGGUAAUCAUACUAGCAACAGAAGGACUGCUCCACCUGCCAACCGGAGACCAAUAGAUCUGAAAGAGACGGUAGAGGCGGAGGAGCUGGAUGAGAGGGACGAGGACGAUGAGGAUGAGGAUGUUCCGGUUGAGAACGAGAGUUACGCCAAUCUGAGGAAGAAGAUGGCGACUAGGCACAACCCGAAGAUAGACAACCUACUGAAGGAAAAUGGCAAGCUGUGCCGAGAGUUUAAGAGUAAACAGUCAUCGGGGCGUUUCAGGUCCAUGUUGGAGCAGAGGAGGAAACUGCCGGCUUGGAAAGAAAAGGAAAACAUCCUCGACCUGUUAGACCAGUGCCAGGUGCUGGUUGUCAGUGGGAUGACGGGGUGUGGUAAGACCACUCAGAUCCCUCAGUUCAUUCUGGACGACUCAUUGGGGGGACCAGCGGAGGAGGUGGUCAACAUCAUCUGUACUCAGCCACGCCGCAUCUCUGCCAUCUCUGUGGCCCAGCGAGUGGCACAGGAGCGUGCAGAGUCUCUCGGCAACUCAGUGGGCUACCAGAUCCGCCUGGAGAGUGUUCGGACGUCUGCCACCAGACUGCUGUACUGCACCACAGGCGUGUUGCUGAGGAGACUGGAGAGCGAGGCGGACCUCAAAGGCGUCACGCACGUCAUUGUGGAUGAGGUGCACGAGCGAACAGAGGAGAGUGACUUCCUGCUGUUGGUGUUAAAAGACCUGAUAUUGCAGAGGCCAGACAUGAAGAUCAUUCUCAUGAGUGCCACGCUCAAUGCCAAACUCUUCUCUGAGUAUUUUUACGACUGUCCCACUGUCCACAUCCCAGGUCGCACGUUUCCCGUGGACCAGUUUUUCCUUGAAGAUGCAAUCGAUAAAUCCCGGUAUGUCAUUGAGGAUGGCAGCCCUUAUAUGCGCUCAGGGAAACAGAAUUCGUCUUCCUCAGGUGGACGAGGAAGCAAAGUAGAGCCAAGAGACAUGGUGGACGACUUGGGUGACGACAUGUGGAACUUCAUGUCUUUCUGUAAAAAGGACUAUGUCAAAGACUCCAUUCCAGACCAGCAGCUCAGCCUGCAGGAUCUCACGGUCAGAUUCAAAGACACUAAGAAGUCUGUGCUGAAGACUAUUGCUACAAUGGACCUGGACAAGAUCAACAUGGACCUGGUGGAGAGCCUGCUGGAGUGGAUUGUAGAUGGAAAACACGACUACCCUCCAGGUGCAGUGCUCGUGUUUUUGCCCGGCCUGGCUGAGAUCAAGAUGCUCUACGAGCAGCUCAUGUCCAACAGAAUGUUCAACAACAGGGGCAAAAGCAGGUGUGCGGUGUACCCACUCCAUUCAACCUUGUCCAAUGAGGAGCAGCAGGCCGUUUUCAGCCGCCCCCCAGAAGGUGUCACGAAGAUUAUCAUCUCCACCAACAUCGCAGAGACCUCGGUAACCAUUGACGAUGUGGUAUAUGUCAUCGACUCCGGCAAGAUGAAGGAGAAAAGGUACGAUGCAACUAAAAGCAUGGAGAGCCUGGUGGACUCGUGGGUUUCCCGGGCCAACGCUCUGCAGAGGAGGGGACGAGCAGGUCGCGUGGCCUCGGGGAUCUGCUUCCACCUCUUCACCAGCCACUGCUUCCAACACCAGCUGGCUGAGCAACAGCUGCCUGAGAUCCAGAGAGUUCCUCUGGAGCAGCUCUGCCUCCGAAUCAAGAUCCUGGACGUGUUUGCUGAGCGGACGCUGGAGUCGGUCUUCUCUCGGCUCAUCGAGCCCCCGGCGUUGGAAAGCUUGGAUGCAGCCAAGCAGCGCCUGCGGGACCUUGGAGCUCUAACGGCAGAUGAGAAACUGACCCCACUGGGCUACCACCUGGCCUGCCUGCCCGUUGACGUGCGCAUCGGGAAACUCAUGCUGUUCGGUGCCAUCUUUCGCUGUCUCGACCCGGCACUCACCAUCGCAGCCAGUCUGGCCUUCAAAUCCCCAUUUGUGUCUCCAUGGGAUAAGCGGGAAGAAGCCAAUGAGAAGAAGCUGGCCUUUGCCUUGGCCAGUAGUGACCAUCUAGCUUUGCUGCAGGCAUACAAGGGAUGGUGCUGUGCUGCAAAGAAUGGCAACCAGGCUGGCUUCCUUUACUGCAGGGAGAACUUUCUGUCUGGGCGAGUCUUACAGGAGAUCGCCAGUCUGAAGAGGCAGUUUGCCGAACUGCUGUCUGACAUUGGCUUCAUCAAGGAGGGACUGAGGGCCCGGGUCAUAGAGCGCAUGAGCUCUAAAGGCACCGAUGGUGUUCUAGAGGCCACCGGCCCCGAGGCUAACUUGAACGCAGAUAACAUCCGGCUGAUGUCCGCCAUGCUUUGUGCUGCCCUCUAUCCCAAUGUGGUCCAGGUGCGAUCUCCUCAAGGGAACUACAAGAUGACGAGCAAAGGAGCGAUGAAGAUGCAGCCCAAAGCCAGCGAGCUCCGUUACAUGACCAAGGACGACGGCUGCGUCCAUGUGCACCCGUCGUCUGUCAACUACACGGUUCGCCACUACAACAGCCCCUACCUGGUUUACCACGAGAAGGUGAAGACGAGCCGCAUCUUCAUCAGGGACUGCAGCAUGGUGUCCGUCUACCCGCUGGUGCUGUUUGGAGGCGGGCAGGUCCACAUGGAGCUGCACAAGGGAGAGUUUGUCAUCUCCCUCGACGAUGGAUGGAUCCGCUUUGCUGCCACUUCUCAUCAGGUGGCUGAGCUGGUGAAGGAGCUGCGCUGGGAGUUGGACCAGCUGCUGGAAGAUAAAAUCCGGAACCCGAGCAUGGACCUGUGCAGCUGCCCCCGAGGUUCCCGCAUCAUCGACAUGAUAGUCCACCUAGUCUCUACACAGUAGCUCUGCUACUUGAUGCCCCCUUGCAACCCUUUUUGUCACCCUCAAGGGCUUAAAUGCUUGGAGCUCUGCAGUCAACAUGUGUGUCUGCUCCUGCAUCACUGCCACAGUUUUGAUAACAUGUUACUCCAUUAUUUAGGGUCGUCGGGGUAAACUACUGGCUAGAAUUUGUAUUGUUCUACCACAGACCGAUCGGCAGGGCAGAUACUGUACUUAGUGUAAUGUCCUAUGGUUGAAGUACUGCUGACACCACUACUGACUGUUUAAGUAUCAGUUUACAUGAAGAAAAAAACAACUAUUACUCUGUUGCUGCACUGGAGGCUUUUUAAACCAAAUUCUGCCUUCAAAGAAGAAAAAAAAAAAAUGUCUCUAUGAUGGAGGUUUGUCAAUCACCUGCAUUGUUCUUGCUGGAAUAAAGCACUUCUCUGUAUUUUUUACAAGUCUUAUUUUGACAUUUAAAUGCAACAGAAAAAGGUGUUUAUUAAUGCCAUACGACUAGUUUUAUUGGCACACAGUUGAUUGUUUAAGUUCAUAUCAUUUGUUUAUAGUGCAUUUUUAUUUUGGGUUGUGUCUCACUCACAACGGAAGUUUCUUGGGUCCAUAUUGGAUUUCUUACACUGACAGUGGCUGCAUACUUGUAAUUAUUGUUAUUUAUUUGUAAUGCAUGUUUGAGAGAUCCAAGAGCUUCUGCAUGGUACCGCCCUGUUUUACAUUCACUGAAUGUAUUUAAAUGUUACCGUGAUGUCAAAACUGCACUUUCACAUUGUGAAUGCGAGGGCUUUUUAAAUUGGGAGAAUUUGGGGAGGAUUGCCAAUGAAUUUGAAAGCUUAUUGUCUUAACAAGUGAGGAUUUCCACUGCACUAAAAAUAAAAAAGCAAAGAUAGCUGGCUGUUGGAUUUUAUUCAAUUCAUUUAGCUCAUCUCUUGUUUAGCUUAGUGUUGCAUGUGAAGCCUAGCUACGUCUCGGAUGCAACAAUAAUUUACCUACUACAGUGCGAAGUGCUGAACUGGUAAGAUAUGCGUAUAUAUUUUCUAUUUGUGACAAUUUUCAGCACAAACUGUUUUGAGAAAGCACUUUGUUACAUAGCCAUUAAAGCAUGUUGUGUAUCUGAAAAAACAGAUCUGUUAAUUCUAGCAUUCUUCUGUGUACGCAUCUAAGUUUACAGAUGGAUAAAUAAUCUCAUAUUGGAAGUGACCUCGACAUGUAACAUUACAGACUAUCAGGGCAUGUUUGAUAGACUAUCAGGGCUAUCAAAACAUGUCAAAGUAGAGGAACCAAACCUGAAUGUAGUUAACCUUAUUUUUUUUCAAAGCCCACCAAAUCAGGGAAAUCAAG
Anarrhichthys ocellatus (wolf-eel) is the source of this 5460-nucleotide messenger RNA. RefSeq names its product DEAH (Asp-Glu-Ala-Asp/His) box polypeptide 57 (gene dhx57). Lineage: Eukaryota; Metazoa; Chordata; Actinopteri; Perciformes; Anarhichadidae. The transcript is spliced from 22 exons. Gene Ontology annotation, cellular component: intracellular anatomical structure. Bases 145 to 4128 code for a protein of 1327 amino acids. The record is from RefSeq and is a predicted model, not a curated record. Gene Ontology annotation, molecular function: protein binding; metal ion binding; ATP binding.